AUGAGCGAAUCCCCCUUGAACAAUAUAUCAGAUACGACAGAAGAUAACAAGCCAGAUGCAGUAGUCUUAUCGAACGGCACAGUUCUGCUAGCUGCGACAGAUGAAGAGGGAGAGGAAAAGGAGAAUAGCUCGGUGACAAAAGAAGAUGAACCUAAAGUCGAUUUGACCAAAUUCGUCGAUGAAGUGAACGGUGAUCAAGUUGUGAUACCUGACUCAAAAGAAACUGAACAAGGAAAUGAGAAUGGAAGUGAGGAUGAAGUUGAUGGAGUUGUAGGAGGAGAAACUCCCGCAAGAGAAGGAUCACCUGAAUCGGCAGAUCCAACUUCUUCAAUACCGAUUACAGAAGAAGCUACAAAUGAUGAACAACCUACCAUCAAUAUCGAUAGCAUCGAUCCGGAGACAGCACCUACACACACUAUAGCUGAACCAACAUUAGCAGAAUUACAUUCCUCACAUCCAAGUCCUAUUGUUAGAGCCGUGACCCCAUCUUCGCGUACUUCCACCCCUCCUCUAGGUUCUACCUCAUUAGCAAAGAAGAAAUUCAGUUCAGUAAAUGUCAAUCAGAAAUUCUUGAGUAAAGCAGGUAGUCCUAUACCUACGACUGGACCGACAAAAGUCUCGUCCAUAAAUGGCCGGCCAUCAUCGUCACCUGUCCCAAUUGCAUCUACUUCUUCGCGUCUUCUCACUACCAAACUAACCACUGUUCCAUCCUCCAAAUCAAAUGCUUCCAGCAAUCCUCCGGGAUCAACAUCAGCCUCAUCUUCGCCCUGGGCGAAACCUGUGAUCCCUCUACCUGCUGAACCUAUAGCUUCAUCACCUGCGCCGCCACCGCCAUCUACAACUCUACAUCAACCCGCACCGACAAGAGCGAGAGUUCUAGGUACUACCACAGUACCAGUAAUGGGAGCUGGCUUGGUCUCGGCAGUUGUACCCCCCAAACCUGCGUGGAAAGCCGUUACAGGCGAGACAAGAAAACCCGGAUUAGGAAUAUCCAGAGAUUUCCCUACGGCCAAGGAGGUAGCAGAGGGCAAAAGAGCAGCUCAAAUAGCAGCACAAGCACACGCAGCACACAAUCAAGCGAUCUUACAGGAACUCAAUACGUUCACCCAACUUGAUCCUGGUGCUCAUCGAUGGGAUGAGGAAGACGAGGAUGAUGAUGUAAUCGAUUUCGGCGAUGGUACCGGAGAACACCUCCAUCAAAUCGAACCCUCUGCAAUCGAACCUCCAUCGACGCAACCAGUAUCCAAGUCUGAACGAUUCGCAGAAGACUUUGAUCGAAGUUGGCCAAGAAGAGCGCCCGUGCCUCAAGAAGAGAUUCAACGAAGACCUGACGGAGACAGUGGUAGAGUGUUAUUUAACGCGUCAUCGAAUCGACUGGAGCUCCCCCGUCAACAAUCUCAGACAAAUAUACAGCCAACACGACUUAUGUCUCGUCCAACCGAUCCGACAAGUCGGCAUCAACCGCCCCAUCUUACUGGCGGACGAAAUAUGGAUCGACCUUUACCUCCUCAUCUCCAAGGUGAACAAAGCGGAUCAGAUAGAAUGCUUCCUCCUCAUAUGUCCCAUCCACUUCCAGACUCUCGAGUUCAGCCCUUGUCUUCCAGCGCAGCGCCCACUCGGUCUGCUUGGAGCAUACCCAGAGAAAAUGAGAGGCCCCCACCUCCCCAUGCUACAGAACGACGAGAACUUCCCUCACAAUCCGCAACGUUUGGCCAAUCACGAUCUCCCGAGAAAACCUUGAACCAUCUCCCACCUCGCAGGUCUUUCAGUCAUGCUGCUGGUCCUACAGUAGGAGAUGUACCUCCUGCUUCUGCGGCUGCCCCAUCAUCUGGAUCUCCUGCUGUCGGCGUCGAUGCCCAGUCUGCCGAAAUGCAUACUGCUGCUGAGAAAGCAAGAUUACGGCGAUUGGCGGAAGAAUCAGAACGAGAAGCAGCUGCAGAACGAGCCAGACAAAAAGCGAGAGUAUUGGAAGAGAGAUUCAAGCCGAAGUCUCUUAUAGAAGAGCCAAAGGUUGAAACAGCGCUUCCGCCCGCUUCAAUCCCGGGGAAGGUAAUGCCUCAAUUCACAUUAGCUCAGAGGCCCAAACCACCCCAAACCGAAUCAUCUGCUCCACCGCACCACAUACUGCCGUCCAGACCUGAAGCGGUCGGCGACAGACAAACUCCAGUUCAAGUUACCCGUGGUACAGAGUCGUCAUGGAGAAGCAGAAUGCAUCCUGGGCAGGAGAGUCAAGGUCCAGCUGAAUCGCUUUCAUCUCAACCUGCGACGAUCCUCUCGCAACCCAACACUCAGCAUAGGCAAAAUCGACCAACCGCCGAAUCCUUCUUCGAUGCUCAACCUGGAGAGCCGCCAAAAGUGUCACUAUCACAAACCUCUCCCGAUGCUGGGGUGCCAAAGAAGGAUGCCAUCUUUGACAGUACGUUGGCGAGAAUUCAGGCUGCAAUGGCGCAAAUGGCUGUCGCUCGAGCAACGCCCUCGCCACCUGCAAUCUUCGCAGAAGAACCCCUACACCAAACGAGACAAUCGCCGGAAGCAAUAACUGGUCAACUUGGUCAAUCACCUGCCCCAGCUCAACCUCCAGCCCCUAAAUCGGCUACCAUAGCUGUCCAAGAAUACUUCGACGUCACAUAUCCUGAACCACCUCGAUCACCACCACCUGUAUGGCGCACGUAUACCAUUAAAUUACCCAAAUCAAGUUCUGCUCGACAGCCAAUUUCUCGCCACCGCCAACAAGUCGCGGAAGGUCCAAGCGCACCCUCUCCAAACGGUUGGUUGAUGAGCUUCAACCCUCCUCUCGAAGGUGUCAAUCCGAUUUCCCUUUCUCGCUCGGACCUAUUACUGCCUCAACCUGUUCUGAGGCGAUAUCAACGAUCCGAACCUAUCGUCAGCAUAUCGCCAAGACAACUGGAACCCUUCGAGAAGAAAGUCAAAAGGAAGCCGUCGGUGGACGUCGUUCGAUCCACAGUAGAGAUUCCCAAUACUCCUGCAGAAAGUCUGUUACCAGCCACAACAACAUUCAAAUCGCAAUCUCUUCGAGAUCAAAGAAAUCGAGCGGACGAUUGGCGGCAAGAAGAAUCGCUUACUACUGUCGAAAAACCUAUCAUGCCAACUGCAGAUGAGCCUCCAAAGGUCGAGCCUCCGCCUAGAAAGACAAAGUCUCCUGUCAAGAAUUCCGCCGCUGCAAAAGCUGAACGAGAAGGCAGAUUUGUGUUUGAUGGAGUCACCAUUGGGGCUCCAACGCCAGAUAAGGAGAGAUUGGCCCUAUCUGAUAAACCUGGAGUUAGAUUCAUGGUCUCUAGUGAGCUGGAAGGCGAUAGUCUUUUAGAUGAAGUGAACAAGAUGAGUCUUGAGACUUUGGGUGAGGAAGAUAAAGCGCAAAAUGUUGAAGCUGUAGCAGCGAAAGCUGCUGGGCCUGAUGCGCCAAAGACUCCCCCUGUCCCUCGACCUGCUUCACCCAAUACCUCCGCUUGGCCAAGUGCUUCUUUGUCCUAUCCUGCUUCACACUCGCCCGCACGAACAUCGUCACAACAUGAUCAUUUGAAAUCAGUCUGGGAAGUUCAACAAGCUGCGCCAAAGCAGAACGCUGAAAGCAGUGUGGCUGCACCAAUGUAUCCAAGCUUAAAUGCACCAUCAUCAACUGAUCCCCCAGCAGCUCAAACGUUACCAGGAGGAAUAAAAAUGGCUUUUUCCAAUUCUCAAACGUUCUCAUCUCCCGGUGCUGGACCUUCGCUUUCAUCUUCCAAUUCCUAUGGAACACUCCGUCCUUCCCCUGCAACGCAUUCUCAAUAUAACCAGUUUGGUUCCCCUCAGUCUAUUCCAAGUCCAGAUACGCAACCACACCUCAAUAUGAUGGGAUUGAAUGCAUACUCUUCUUCCAGAACUGGAACUGCAACGGGGACAAACGGAUUCCAACAAGGUGUCUGGUCUCCCACUGCAUUUGGAACAUCAAUGGCUUCACCCGGAUAUGGCUAUACAGCACCUCCGAAAUCGGCUUCGGAUCAUAAAUCGCAAUCUCAACUACAAUCGCAAUCACCUAGUGGAACGAUCAGUUAUAAUCCCAAAUCACCAGAGACAAUGGGAUAUAACGGGUAUCCCACCAAUUCAUACCAACAACAACAACAGCAACAGUAUUCGACAUCACAAGGAUAUGGCAGAGGUAUCAACCAAUCUAUGUACUACGGUUAUGGUGCACCAGGACAAAUUCAAGUCGUCCCCCAACAACAACAGAAUCGACCUGUUGGAGGACCACAGAGUAGAUUUUCCCAAAUAUCCACAAACGGAGAAUAUGUCAACCUACAACAUCAGAACCAACAUCAACAUCAUCAACAACAGCAAUAUUCGAUAGAUGGUCAAAGUGGUUAUUAUGGUGGCUUAACCCAAUCACAAAGUCAUCAAAACCAACAGCAACAGCAGCAGAAUAUAUAUCAAAAUCAGUCCACCCAGAGUGCAUAUCCUCAUCAAACACUGAAUCAUGGUGCUGUAGGUCAAAAUCAAAUCGGAAGAGGUAUCGGUGGAUCAAGAAAGAUGUGGUAA
This is a messenger RNA of Kwoniella shivajii, 4533 nucleotides long. RefSeq lists its product as uncharacterized. Lineage: Eukaryota; Fungi; Basidiomycota; Tremellomycetes; Tremellales; Cryptococcaceae. Bases 1 to 4533 code for a protein of 1510 amino acids. The transcript has 5 exons. The record is from RefSeq and is a predicted model, not a curated record.